AUGACGCUCUUCGGCAGCGGGGACACGGGCUGGAGAUACUUGGACAUGGCCCGGGAACCCAAGCCCAGCCGGGCCAGGCUGGGUCAGAAGCGGCAGCACGGCACCAGCCUGUACCACAGUACCUGUGAGCUGGAUUACGAUCUCUACAGGGAUGACUUCCCAUACCGGGUCUGUGAGUACCAGAAGAUCCCCCCCCUCAUUAACCGCAUCCCCGUUAAGACCAGACGAACUCACGGGGGAGGAGAAGGAGGCAAAACCAGCCCAAGCCCCCAGCCCGGGGCGAGGAGCAGCACCAGCACCACGGUGGGACGGACGAAGUUGAGGGCCGAGGAGCUGCACUCCAUCAAGGGGGAGCUGAGCCAGAUCAAGGCCCAGGUGGACAGUCUGCUGGAGAGCCUGGACCGCAUGGACCAGCGGAGAGAGCGGCUCACAGGGUCCAAGGAGAGUGAGAAGAAGAGGGCAGAGUCGGGGCGAGAGUCGCCGUCCCCAGAGGGCGAGGAGUCACGGAAGGGCCGGAGGAAGGAGGGGGCGGGCGCUGCUGGGCACAGCGAUCUCCGCACCAUCGACAGCGCCGAGGAGAGCACAGACACGGAGGAGAUGGUGAAAAACCACAUGUCAGACCCCGAGGGGAGCCAGUAG
Molecule: messenger RNA, 639 nt
Organism: Calypte anna (Anna's hummingbird)
Lineage: Eukaryota; Metazoa; Chordata; Aves; Apodiformes; Trochilidae
Product: RNA-binding Raly-like protein
Exons: 7
Coding region: 1-639 (212 amino acids)
Cellular component (GO): nucleus
Molecular function (GO): RNA binding
Source: RefSeq, a predicted model, not a curated record